UAUAUUAAAACGGAUAAAGAAGACGUGGGAAUUAAAAAGAAAACACUCGGGGAGAUAUGAUGGCCAUGUCCGCAUCUCUGCAACCACAGCCUUUCAUCAAUGGAAUUCUCCUAUUUUCCUCUUCUAACCUUCAAUUUCAUCAUCGCUCUACCACCAUCUUCAGGUGGAGAUUUGGAAGAGACCAAGAUUCAAGUCUAGUUACUAGUAGAACCAAGGGUCAAGCAUUUCGAAUCUUGGCCAAUCCUAAUGUAUAUUCAGGUAAAAGAGAUCCGGGUAAUGAAGUCCCCAUGGUUGACCCUUUGGAAGCAAAGCGGUUAGCUGCCAAACAAAUGGAACAAAUUAAGGCUAAAGAGAAAAUAAAGAGAAGACGCCAAAUCGAAGCAAUUAAUGGGGCGUGGGCAAUGAUUGGUCUCACAGCAGGCUUAGUUAUUGAAGGACAAACAGGCAAAAGUAUACUUGAGCAGCUGGCAGGGUAUUUAUUGGCGAUCAUCCACAUUUUUGUGCGAUAGGCUUGUGGCCUCUUUGGACAAUUUGGGGGACGUUGAGGUCGAUCUUGAUUUUUUCCCCCACAUUGAACAUGUAAGAUUAUC
Molecule: messenger RNA, 590 nt
Organism: Hibiscus syriacus
Lineage: Eukaryota; Viridiplantae; Streptophyta; Magnoliopsida; Malvales; Malvaceae
Exons: 5
Coding region: 57-509 (150 amino acids)
Cellular component (GO): chloroplast thylakoid membrane
Source: RefSeq, a predicted model, not a curated record